CAGACUGGUGGCUGUAUGGAACGAACCCCACAGGUCAAUGCAUUAAAUUUACUUGUGAAAAAUAAUUCGUUUGCUCUCUGUGGGAUUCGAACCUGAGCCUGGCCAGUACUUGAGUUCGAAGACAGGUUUUAUGGGUACAAGCAAUGCCUACCAAAGAAAGUGACAGGGUGCAAGAAGUAGUGACAGAUGACGCGGAUUUCCUUGGUCCAAGACACAAAGAUGGUCUAUGCAGAGAAAAUGAACAUUACAACGACACGCGGCAAGAUUUUGAAGAGUGCUGUAAUGUAGACGUUCGCUCCGGGAAACAGAACUUCUGUUGGUGCAACAAGGGUUACGUACGGGAUUCAUUCCAUAAUUGUAUAAAAAUUGAAGAUUGCCCGAAGGAUGAAGAACACAGAUCAAAGAUUUCGCCAUUCAUUGAAGUCAACGUUCCCUCAAUGCCUCCCGGAAAAAGUGCAGUAGCGACAGGGGACGCGAACUUCCUCGAUCAAAGACACAAAGAUGGUGUAUGCAGAGAAAAUGAACAUUACAACGACACGCGUGAAGAUUGUGUAGAGUACUGCCAGGGUGGCCCUGCAAGCGUUUGCUCCGGGGAACAGAACUUCUGUUGGUGCAACAAGGGUUACGUACGGGAUUCAUUCCAUAAUUGUAUAAAAAUUGAAGAUUGCCUGAAGGAUGAAAAACAGAGAUCAAUGACUUUGUCAUCCAGUGACGACAACGAUUUUUCAAAACAGCUGGAAGCUCUUCGGAAAGUAGCUUCAGAUUUUCCAGUUUUACAAAACUCCAUAGACAUCAAUACACGAGUGCAACAAUUCAGCCGAAGAAUUGUUCAAGACGUUCUCGAUUUCGCGUUUGGAGUCGCUGAAAACCCUUCGGAUGUAAAUAAACUCUUCAAAGCUACACAAGUACUACAGGAGUUUAGCGGAUCAACCCGGGUCAACAAAAUUUGAUUUGUUUUAAAUCAACCAAAAAUUUUAAGUUAUUUUUAUUCAAUUUUAUUUUUUCUUUAUAUUCAAUAAAUAUGUAAAAUUUAAUCUAGUUUUGCCCUUACUAUUUUUUAUUUAGACUAUUUUCAGACUUAUUUUUAAUCACUUUUGGUGUGUUUUUGUUCUAAUCCAGGCAAAGAUCAGACUUUUUCUGUAAAUUAUUUUUAGUCCGAUUUUGAUUUAAAUAAGAUCAAAAACAGAUUAGAAUUUUUUUUAUAUUUAUUAUAAUAAAUAAUAAAAACAAAAAAUUAAUGAAUGUAUAAUUUUAUUUUACAUAUUAAUGUCAACUGAUGUUCAUUUUAUUAAAUAAAGUUACUCAAUAAACAUAUAGACAUUAUUUAAAAAGAGUUUUUCAUCAUCUUCUUCCUUUUCUUUUAAUAGUGCUGUCCUAGUAACUGAGACUUUCUUUGAGCAUCGAUUCUGAGAAAUAUCAACUAUUUUCCCUCUUGAUUCUUCUACCUCCAACUCAUUCAGUUCCUUAUCAUCAUCUAUUAGAUAUUUUAUGGAUAAAGAAAUUUACUUUGAUAAGUUGAUAUUCAGUAUGAAAGAAAAUUUCAAUUUACAGAAUAAUUAGUGAAAAACUUGGUACUAAAAAAUAAGUUAUCCUAAGCAACUCAAAGAUUCUGCGAAAAUGAGUAAUUUGCUUUAUUGAAAGCGUUUUAUAUAUAAGCUAUAAAUUUAAAUUCACAAAAUAAUUUUAAAAGAAAUAGUCAUACUUCCAUUUAUGGAGAAAAUUAAUCACUAUUCUAUUAAUCGCUACAUAUUUUACUGAAAAUAAUAAGAAUGAAUAAAGAUCAAUAUUACUUACUGCUCAUGGAAAGUGAUACGAGGGCAACAAGAUGUACAGGUUUCUUGAUAUUUGUAACAUGCUGUUGCUAUUUCGGAAUGCAAUGUCACAAAGGAAUGUGUUGAUGGUUUUUAACACCAGAAUAUUUUUCGACUCUGUCCAGUUAAUUAAAGAAAACUUCCUUGAGUUUUUAAUAGCAAGUAUAUACUUCAAUUAAAAUAUAUAAAUAUUCUAUCAAGACAACUAAAAAAUACAGCUAUCAAAUUAUUAUUAACUGCCGACAUUUUGAAACAAAAGAUACUAAUUAAAUAGUAUACAGAACAUAAUCAAUUCUGGAACUUAGAAUAUUUUUUGUAAGUUUUUUCGAUAUAUAAAUCAAAUUAUUACAAGUACACAAAUUAAUCUAGUUUUGUCCUUCUGUAUCGCAAUUGUUUUUAAAAACAGUAGAUCAAAAACAGCUUGAAAUUUUUAUAAAAGAUCCGAAACAGAUCAAUUAGUUCAAAUACAGACCAAUUUGUCCAAAUUCAGUCCAGUUAGACUAAAAUGAGAUCAAAUUUUUCGACCCGGCAAUCCAUUAAGAUAAUCUUGAUUUGGUGUUUGGAAGACCUGGCGAUCUUUCUGCUAGUAAUAACAACGGAGAACAUGAAUCACCAAUUCCAAAACCUUAUGAACCACUUGACUAAGAUCAUCCUCUGUCGAUAUUUAGAUCUCGUGAGGAACCACCAGCAGAAGCUUGAAUCGACGUGAAAGAGUCUUCAUAAUAUAGUUAUAAGAAUAAUUCGUAGUGUUCGGAGACUCACAAACGUAAAAAUCAGUGUAGUAUAACCUAGUAAAUAAGUGAACUAACAUACGAUUACGAUACCAUUUUUUUGUAAUACAAUAAGAGACAUAAAUAAAAAAUAGUUUUCGAAAAGUAAAAUUUCUGAUUUUAUUUUGUAAUUGACAUCAACAACCCUAUAAGUAUUACAUAAAAAGAACUGUAUAAGAUUCUAGCAACAUGCAAUCCUACAUGAAUUGUUCUUAUCAUUAUCCAUAGAAUGAUUCUCGUGUAUGCAGAGGAAUCUAUCUUAUACAUUUUUAAGUCAAACUUAAGUUCUACUAGAAUCCUAGUAGCUGGGACAAGAAUAUCAUCAAGUUAUUUUCUUUACCGUUUAACGAACACUCAUAUUCUCUGGUAAUUUGAAAUCUUUCAGAGUUGUUUUAUGAUGCCCGGAUUGUCAUGUUGAAAAUUUCAUAGUGGCAAUCACUACUAGUAGAGCUGGCCAAAUCAUGAAUGGAAUCUUCAUACAUUCCCAACUAUUUCGUACUAGUAAUGUGUGUCAAGUAGAAAAUUUCGGUGUUGAGGAAUUCAAACAUGAUUGUUCAGACAGUAGUGUGAAUGUGUGUCCCUUCCCACACAUUUCAACCCUACUUUGCGUAUUGAAAUAUUCCCGUAGUACGUAUUCUCUACAUGGCUAAUUUGAAUACUGGCAGAACAAAAUCUACCUUUUUUAGAAUAAGCCCCUGCCAUGGAUGUCAUGCACUCACUCUUGUUUCAAAAUGACCUUCUGGACUAUGGAGUGGGGUUCCAAAGUCAACUUCUAAAGGGUUACUUUUGUGCAAAUUCGUAUUGUCUCUAAAAAUCGCAAGUCUUUUACAAAAUAAUGUAUCUAUGUAACAAGUUUUACUAAAAAUGUAUUCAAUUUUUCAGCUUUCAGGGCGAGAAGUAUAGUCUUCAAGUUUUCUAAAAUAUGCAGAACAAAGAGACUACUUUCGUGUUGCUUUAAUGAGGACGCAAGUAGGCAAAAUAAGCUGGUUCUGUUGACGUCAUUCCAAACCACCGGUAGGUAUCGUUAUCAAUUAAACCUACAACGCAAAAUGAACAACAGGAUAACCGCACUUGGACCUGCGCACAUUGAAUGCCUAAAUAAAGGAUCGAGUAUCGAAAACUAAAAACAAUAUUAGCCGAUGCUUACGUUACUUACAUUAUGAAAGUAUGGC
This is a messenger RNA of Microplitis mediator, 3753 nucleotides long. RefSeq lists its product as uncharacterized. The transcript has 4 exons. The coding region runs from base 144 to 950 and encodes 268 amino acids. The record is from RefSeq and is a predicted model, not a curated record. NCBI's taxonomy places the organism in Eukaryota, Metazoa, Arthropoda, Insecta, Hymenoptera, Braconidae.